Molecule: messenger RNA, 1542 nt
Organism: Daucus carota subsp. sativus
Lineage: Eukaryota; Viridiplantae; Streptophyta; Magnoliopsida; Apiales; Apiaceae
Product: UDP-glycosyltransferase 83A1-like
Exons: 2
Coding region: 76-1461 (461 amino acids)
Molecular function (GO): UDP-glucosyltransferase activity
Source: RefSeq, a predicted model, not a curated record
UAUAGUAAAACCAGCUCCCAGCAAAUCAUUUAAGUGAAAACCAGACCUACACACAAAAACAGUGAGAAAUAACAAAUGAACAACGAGAGAGUUAUGAGCACCCUCCUGCAUGUCAUAGCAAUACCAUACCCGGCACAAGGCCAUGUAAAUCCAAUGAUGAAACUUGUUCGAAAAAUCGCCGAACACGGUUUCAAAGUGACGUUCGUAAACACCGAAUUCAAUCACAAGCGUGUCAUGAAAGCAAUGUCGAAGAACGGGACUGAUCAUGCAGACGAGGACAUGGUACGCUUGGUCUCGAUCCCGGAUGGAAUGGAAUUAGAGGAGAAUAGGAAUGAUAUUGCGAAGUCGCAUGAAGCGAUGGGGAGAGUGAUGCCUGGUGAGCUGGAGGAGCUGAUAAAAAAGAUGAAGAAUGAAGGUGAAAAUAUAGCUUGUGUUGUUGCUGAAGGAGCUACUGGAUGGGCGUUUGAGGUUGCGAAAAAGAUGGGAAUUAAGGGGCUUGCGUUUUAUCCAGCUUCGGCUACAACUUUGGCUGUUUUUCUUAGUAUCCCUAAGCUUAUUGAAGAUGGAAUGGUAGACAAGAAUGGGACCAUUUUAAAGAAGCAGAAGAUCCAUCUAUCAGCCACAAUGCCUGCAAUCAAAACUGAAACAUUUGGAUGGGCUUGCAUCAAUGAUAUAUCGGCACAAAACAGCUUCUUUAAAUUUCUUAUUGAAAACAAUAAUUUUCUGAAAUCGGCAGACUUUAUAGUCUGCAAUACAGCUUUUGACCUGGAGGCAGCUACAUUUUCAUUAUUUCCAGAGAUAUUGCCCGUAGGUCCACUCGCCGCGAGCAAUAAGCUUGGAAAUCAGGCAUCCAAUUUUUGGGCCGAAGACGAUGACUGUUUAGCAUGGCUUGAUCAACAACCGGCUUGUUCGGUUAUUUAUGCUGCCUUUGGAAGCACUGCUGAUAUUGAUCAAACACAAUUUCAGGAAUUGGCUUUAGGCCUUGAGCUAACGAACAAGCCGUUCCUGUGGGUUCUGCGUCCUGGAAUGUCAAAUGCAGAGCCUUUCUGGAAAGAGUUUGAAGAGAGAAUAGGAUGUCAUGGAAAAAUAGUAAGUUGGGCGCCACAGGAGAAAGUUCUGAGUCAUCCGUCAAUUGCUUGUUUCAUGAGCCAUUGCGGUUGGAAUUCUACUACAGAAGGUCUGAGCAACGGAGUUCCUUUCCUCUGCUGGCCUUACAUUGUUGAUCAGUUCCUCAACGAGACGUAUAUUUGUGAUGUCUGGAAGUUGGGACUGGGGUUCGAGAAAGAUGGGACUGGCAUCGUUACAAAAGAGGAAAUUAAGAAGAAGGUUGAGCAAAUAGUUGGUGACUUAAAUUAUAAAGCAAGGGCUGUGGAACUAAAAGAAAAAAUUGCUAACAGUGUGCGAGAUGGUAGCUCAUUCAAGAACUUUGGCAAGAUUGUGGAGUGGAUGAGAUCUAUAUGAUUCGGGAUUUUAGAUGCAGUAUGGAGAUUGAAUCAUUAGUAUUGUAAUUGUAUUACAGUCUACAGAGGUUUGCGGAAAUAA